Mollisia scopiformis is the source of this 510-nucleotide messenger RNA. RefSeq lists its product as uncharacterized. The record is from RefSeq and is a predicted model, not a curated record. NCBI's taxonomy places the organism in Eukaryota, Fungi, Ascomycota, Leotiomycetes, Helotiales, Mollisiaceae. The transcript has a single exon. The coding region runs from base 1 to 510 and encodes 169 amino acids.
AUGAUCGGGCCGGAUCUAGACAUGACCUUUCAGACCCAACUGCAGAAUUUCGAUGGCUUCUCGAAUAAUCAGAAUACUCUACCAACCGAGCUCUGGGAGCAAUUUGGCCAGAGCGGUCGGACUCAGACUUUACCCACUAUCGGCUGCUUUGACAACAAUUUUCUUGACAAGCUGUUCCAAACGCCUACCAUUCCUUCGUCUGCCGACGAGUCUUCAAGACCUACGUCAAACGCACAAUCGCCCACAAGGACUACAAAAGGGGUUCGAACAGACAACGAGAUUCUGGGCCAUACUGCUAUGCUCUCGAGCAUGCCUCAACACCAGAGAGCCAUAGAGGCUUCUCCCGUUCAUAGCGGGCAAAUGUCAAGCGAGCUUGCCAGCCCACAUACAAAAUCUGUCUCCUCCGAAGACAUCAAGCUCUAUACGACACAGAUCCUCGACUUGCACAGACGCUCGACAAGAGAUGCUGAUGAAUACAUGGCGACCCGACACUCCUCGCCCGAUAUCUAG